CCCGCCCCCACUUCCGGUGUGGAUUACGAAAUCGCUUGGCGACCCGAUAAGGGUUUCCGGGAAAGAUCUCCUGGGCCGGGGGGUGCGGUCCCGGGUGGGAGCGAGGUGGAGGGAGAGUUUCGGGCCGGGGUCGCGGGGCCUGACCUCGCUGUCCCCCCUGCACUCGGGGUUCGGCGCAGCCAUGGAGAACGGAGGGCGGCCCUCGCUGGGCCAGUUCAUCCUCCUGGGCACCAGCUCCGUCGUCACCGCCGUCCUGUACUCCGUGUACCGGCAGAAGGCCCAGGUCGCCCAAGAGCUCAAGGGAGCUAAAAGGAUCCACUUGGGUGAAGACUUAAAGAGUAUCCUUUCAGAAGCUCCAGGAAAAUGUGUGCCUUACGCUGUUAUUGAAGGAGCUGUUCGGUCUGUUAAAGAAACGCUCAACAGCCAGUUUGUGGAAAAUUGCAAGGGGGUGAUUCAGCGGCUGACGCUUCAGGAGCACAAGAUGGUGUGGAACCGAACAACCCACCUCUGGAAUGACUAUUCAAAGAUCAUUCACCAGAGGACCAACACGGUGCCCUUUGACCUGGUCCCCCACGAGGAGGGCGUGGGUGUGGCCGUGCGGGUGCUGAAGCCGCUGGACUCCGUGGAUCUGGGCCUGGAGACUGUGUAUGAGAAGUUCCACCCGUCGAUACAGUCCUUCACUGAUGCCAUCGGCCACUACAUCAGCGGGGAGCGGCCCAAGGGCGUCCAGGAGACCGAGGAGAUGCUGAAGGUUGGGGCCACCCUCACGGGGGUGGGUGAACUGGUCCUGGACAACAACUCGGUCCGCCUGCAGCCCCCCAAGCAGGGCAUGCAGUACUAUCUGAGCAGCCAGGACUUCGACAGCCUGCUGCAGAGGCAGGAGUCGAGCGUCAGGCUCUGGAAGGUCCUGACGCUGGUGUUUGGCUUUGCCGCCUGCGCGACCCUCUUCUUCAUCCUCCGAAAGCAGUACCUGCAGUGGCAGGAGCGCCUGCGCCUCAAGCAGAUGGAGAAGGAGUUCCGGGAGCACGAGGCCCAGCUGCUGAGCCAAGCCAAGCCCGAGGACAGGGAGAGUCUGAAGAGCACCUGUGUCGUGUGUCUGAGCAACUUCAAGUCUUGCGUGUUCCUGGAGUGUGGGCACGUGUGUGCCUGCACCGAGUGCUACCAGGCGCUGCCAGAGCCCAAGAAGUGCCCCAUCUGCCGGCAGGAGAUCACCCGGGUGAUUCCCCUGUACAACAGCUGACAGUCUCGAAGCCCCACGGUUACAUGAAAGGAAGCUCUCCCCUUUCAGGGGUUUUAUCUCAAGGCCUUAGAAGAGUAUGGGGGGGAGGGGUGGGGCAGCUGCUAUCUCCAGGUAUGACUGAGGGAGGGAGUGGGGGAGCCGUCCAGACCUCACACUCCAACCUGAGAGGGAACCCUUCCCAGCACAGGAGAGUCCAAGCCCGCCCUGGGUGGGUGUGCUGGCCUGGCCUCCCUCCCCGGAGCCCGCCAAGUGCGACUGUGAGCACCUCAUCGCUCCGGCGCCAGAGCCAGUGAUCUUCAGCUCGUGCCCCGUGUCUUCGGGUCCUUUCUGGUGACUCUGAUUCUUGUGGACUUGAGCCUUAAGUGACUCAGAGUCGGGCUCAGUGUGACGCACGCCUCUCGGAGCUGCCUCUGGAGAGACUGUCCGGGUCUCUCUUCCUUUUGCUCACACCCCGGGAGAAAAUUGUAAGGCUGGACACGUCACUGUGGCCCUUCCCCCUCACUGCUUGC
Myotis brandtii (Brandt's bat) is the source of this 1749-nucleotide messenger RNA. RefSeq names its product mitochondrial E3 ubiquitin protein ligase 1 (gene MUL1). NCBI's taxonomy places the organism in Eukaryota, Metazoa, Chordata, Mammalia, Chiroptera, Vespertilionidae. The coding region runs from base 182 to 1240 and encodes 352 amino acids. Gene Ontology annotation, cellular component: mitochondrion. The transcript has 4 exons. Gene Ontology annotation, biological process: protein ubiquitination; organelle organization. Gene Ontology annotation, molecular function: ubiquitin-protein transferase activity. The record is from RefSeq and is a predicted model, not a curated record.